This is a messenger RNA of Aspergillus campestris IBT 28561, 1509 nucleotides long. RefSeq names its product dihydrofolate synthase. NCBI's taxonomy places the organism in Eukaryota, Fungi, Ascomycota, Eurotiomycetes, Eurotiales, Aspergillaceae. The coding region runs from base 153 to 1406 and encodes 417 amino acids. Gene Ontology annotation, molecular function: ATP binding; tetrahydrofolylpolyglutamate synthase activity; dihydrofolate synthase activity. Gene Ontology annotation, biological process: folic acid-containing compound biosynthetic process. The record is from RefSeq and is a predicted model, not a curated record. Gene Ontology annotation, cellular component: cytosol; mitochondrion; cytoplasm. The transcript has a single exon.
CACAAUCUUCAAUAUUACAGCUCAUGCGAGGCGGAACUUCCUACAUGCUCUCUGUUGGUUCUUACCUCUUCCACGAGUGCUACCUCUGCUUAUAAUCUUUUCCAAACUAUGAAGUGAUGCUGGUCCGUCAUCUAUAGUCAAGCUUAUCGGGAAUGAUUGAACUAGGCCUCAGCCGUAUAAGCCGCCUCCUCCAGCAGACGCCUCUGUCCUGGAAGGCUAUUCACAUCGCGGGGACGAAUGGCAAAGGCUCUAUCAGUGCCUAUCUGUCGCACCUUCUGACUGCCGACGGCAUCUGCUGUGGUCGGUUCACUUCCCCUCAUCUGAUUGACCGAUGGGAUUGCAUCACUAUCGGCGAGAGCGUGGUCCAGGAGUCGCUGUUCCGCCAUAUAGAAGCGCAGGUCAAGCUGCGCGAUCAGACGCUGGGGAUCGGAGCGAGCGAGUUUGAGCUGUUGACGGCUACUGCCUUUGAGAUCUUCAAUCAUGAGCGCGUGGAGAUCGGGGUGGUCGAGGUCGGUAUGGGCGGCCGGCUGGAUGCCACUAACAUCCUGAACAACGUUCUGGUGUCAGUUAUUGCCAAGAUUGGCCUGGAUCAUCAGGCUUUGCUGGGAAACACCAUUGAAGAGAUCACCCGCGAGAAGGCGGGUAUCCUAAAGCCCGGAGUCCCGUGUGUGGUCGACGGGACCAACUCGCCUGAAGUACUUUCGACGCUUGACGCUCGAGUCAAAGAGCUCGGUCUGAAUGCGACAUACACCAAUCCGAACGCUCCCGGUGACUUGUCACCGUCUCUCGGCGGGGUUUUCAGAGACCUCGAUCUACUGCCUCACCAGCGGGCGAACAUGUGCGGUGCCGUAUCAGCUCUGAAACUUGCCGUUCCUCGAGUCCGACCUGGGUCCGAUGUGGAUAGCCUCAUCCCGCAACUAUCCAACGUCGAAUGGCCUGGACGGCUGCAAAAGAUCGUUCUCAACCCUUUGAUCACGCGCACAGAACCCGUCUUACUGGAUGGCGCCCACAAUGCGCAGUCGGCGGAGGUCCUCGGGCAGUUCGUGGAACAAAAGCUUCGUUCGCAAGGGAAAAGCGUCACAUGGGUCAUUGCAGCAUCGCGGGGGAAGGACGUGACAUCUCUCUUCCACUCGUUCAUCAAACCGGGCGAUCAGGUCGCUACUACGACGUUUGGCCCUGUCGACGGCAUGCCCUGGGUCAAGGCAGCCGAGACCGAAGAAUUGGCGACUUGCGUACGAUCGAUACCUGAGAUCGGGGAAGUCAAGUCAUUCGGAGAUGAUACUCUGGGCGCCCUCAACUGGGCUUCUGGCAAGGCUGGUGGAGGCAGCAUGGCCAUUGCAGGUAGUCUUUACCUUGUGUCAGACAUACUGCGCCUACUUCGGGGUGCACAGAAGGACCGACUAUGAAACAAUGCUGGCAAUUUGUCUUCUUUAUGCGAUACCCCUCUCCUUACCAGCCAUAUGUGGGAUUAUUUGUAAAAUAGAUAUCUUUUGUUAAAGCAAAUCGCAU